GCUCAGGUGUGUCUGCCUCCUCCCUGCCUGCAGGAAGCUUUAAAAGCUGUUUGUCUCUCCUGACCUGCAGUUCUCUGUCAGACUCCCAGCAGAAACGUGUCUGAAGCUGCUGGAACAAACAGCAAUAUGAGGUUCACAACAUCAGCGCCCAGAGAUAAUGCUUCUUUAGUGGAUGACAACGUUUAUGAUGAUGUCAUGGUUUCAAAACAACAAGAUGUUUCUUCUGAUGACGUUUAUGAUGAUGUCAUGGUUUCAAAACAAGAUAAUGUUUCUUCAUCCGCUGAAAACCAGCUUUCGAAGCAGAAAGCAAAUCUGCAGCAACCUGGACGGGACAGGAAGUCCAAAAUAUCUCCAGAACGCGCUGUCCUGCUGGUUCUCAUCACUCUCUUGGUCGUUGCAGUUUUUGCUCUGAGCAUUACUGUAUUUUAUCUGAUGAAAAAUGAAAGAUGCCGAACCCUGAAGGAGGAUCUGGAAUCACUGAAGAUGAUUGUUUUAGAUGAGACAUGGCCAAAGUGUGAAGCCGGCUGGGAGCGAUACGGAGGAAGCUGUUAUUUUUUCUCCAACUCUACAUCCUCCUGGAAUGACAGCAGACGUUCCUGCGCUGAUCUGGGAUCAGACCUGGUGAAGAUCGACAGCAGAGAGGAGCAGAUGUCCCUGGAGAUCAGACUGAGGGAGACAAUCAAGAAUAAUGAAACGUUCUGGAUCGGACUGACCUACUCAAAGACAGAAGGCUCCUGGUUGUGGCCAGACAGAUCUCCACUGAACACAAGUUUGAGUUUCUGGGCUCCUGAACAGCCUGAUGCUUUGGGUGGAGCAGAGGUGGACUGUGUGUGGAUGAUGAAGACAGAAAACCCUGCAGAGGUCCGGUGGUAUGAUAGACGUUGUGAUGAUGAUCUGAGAAGUAUCUGUGAGAAAGAUUCAAAAAUCCAGCUGCGUUUCUGUGUGUGAAGUUCAAAACAGAUCUCUGCACAUUUAAAAAUAUUCUUUUAAAAACACAUUAAUAGAAAAUUACUCUGAUUUUAGAAGAUAUUUACUUUAUUUUUAUUUGUAAUAACAGCAAAGUUCCAGUUGAAUAUGUAUAAUUAAUAAAGAUUUUUCAGCUUU
This is a messenger RNA of Xiphophorus couchianus (Monterrey platyfish), 1104 nucleotides long. RefSeq names its product CD209 antigen-like protein E. The coding region runs from base 127 to 948 and encodes 273 amino acids. The record is from RefSeq and is a predicted model, not a curated record. Lineage: Eukaryota; Metazoa; Chordata; Actinopteri; Cyprinodontiformes; Poeciliidae. The transcript has 9 exons.